Messenger RNA from Hevea brasiliensis (rubber tree), 1909 nucleotides. RefSeq names its product mitochondrial carrier protein MTM1. The transcript has 10 exons. The record is from RefSeq and is a predicted model, not a curated record. Bases 436 to 1626 code for a protein of 396 amino acids. Lineage: Eukaryota; Viridiplantae; Streptophyta; Magnoliopsida; Malpighiales; Euphorbiaceae. Gene Ontology annotation, biological process: mitochondrial transmembrane transport.
AUUGUGGCCCUCUUUGUCUGUGUCACUAUCACGUGUGUGUAUAGGAGAGGCGUACACUUCAGGCUGAAAGGCGGAGCAGUUCCAAUUGUUUGGCGCCCUUAUUUCCACGCCUCGAAUCAUAUGUUUCUCUACCUGUAUGUUAUGCUCCUACUUCCCAUGCAAAUUGAGAAAACUCUAGAUAUCAACUAAACCUAAAACCACCCCAACACCGAUUUUGAUAUUCUCCAUUUUCAUUCAAUUCAAACUGAUCGCAACCCCUUCACCCAAACUCAAUUUCCAUAAUUGAGGGGAAAAAAGGGUAGAUAGCAGUGUCAAACUUGGCCUCCUCCAUCGCAAAAUUCAAAUAUGGGAUGAUUUUGUGAACCCAAAGUCCCUUAUGAUUGAUCGGAGGGUUUUUUAAUAAAAUAAGACAAUUCUAAAUAAGGAAAAUCCUAAAUGGUGGGAGGGUCGAGGCAGAGUCUACCUUCGUGGAUUAGCGCAGCAGCGGCGUCCAGAGUCGAUAUUAAUGGGAAUGUUUCCUCUGAUUCAGAGACAAUGUUUUCUUCUAAAGCUGUUAAAAAGGAUGAUUCCAAAGCGGUGUCGUUAGAUGCCAAUUUAGGUUUUAUGGAGAGGGCCAUCUCUGCAGCUUGUGCCGCCGUUGUCUCCGCCAUCAUCGUUAACCCUCUUGAUGUCGCCAAGACAAGGCUGCAAGCACAGGCUGCUGGAGUUCCUAAUCAGGGAUUAUGUGGAACUGAAUGUUUGGACGCAAAUGCGGAGCUUCCGGGUCUAAAACAUACACUACCUGGUUCUGAAACAAUGUGCACUUCAGAAUGUAACAGGUAUAAGGGAACGCUGGAUGUCUUCAGUAAAGUCAUUCGCCAGGAAGGAUUUGGAAGACUGUGGAGAGGCACAAAUGCAAGCUUAGCUUUGGCUGUGCCAACUGUGGGAAUCUACUUGCCUUGUUAUGACAUUUUCCGGAAUCUAAUGGAAGAUUUUACAAAUCAGAAUGCUCCAGACUUGACACCAUAUGUACCAUUAGUUGCAGGGUCGGUAGCACGCUCAUUAGCUUGCGUUACUUGUUACCCUGUGGAGUUGGCAAGGACUCGUAUGCAGGCAUUUAAAGAAGCCCAAAAUGGUGCAAAGCCUCCGGGAGUGUGGAAGACACUAAUUGAGGUGAUCAACCCAGUUACGAGCUCAAACAACCUUCAAAAGAGGCAAAGUUAUCGCAUAUUGUGGACUGGCCUUGGAGCACAACUUUCUCGUGAUGUUCCCUUCUCUGCAAUAUGCUGGUCAACCCUUGAGCCUAUCAGGAAAGGAAUUCAUGAUCUUGUGGCUGAUGAAGCCACGGUAGCCAGUGUCCUUGGGGCAAACUUUUCUGCUGGUUUUGUUGCAGGAACUCUGGCAGCUGCUGCUACGUGCCCAUUAGAUGUUGCAAGGACCAGAAGGCAGAUAGAGAAGGAUCCAUCCAGGGCAUUAAAUAUGACUACAAGACAAACAUUACGAGAAAUCUGGAGGGAUGGUGGGGUGAAGGGACUGUUCACAGGAAUCGGGCCCCGUCUUGCUCGUGCUGGUCCUUCUGUUGGGAUUGUUGUUUCCUUUUAUGAAGUUGUCAAAUAUAUCCUACAUCAUAGACACCAAGUAAACUAAUUGAGGUUGAUUCCCUCAGUUCGUCAAUUGGGGGCGAAGUUACCAUUGACCAAACGUGUGGAUAAAUAUGCUUGCGACUAGCGAUGCUGAUUCGCAGCAGAAAGUUUAGGUGCAAGUUUAUUCUGUUGAAGCAGCAGAGCACAUUACCAUUUGGACAACAAUAAAUCCCCUUUUUGGGGCCUGGAAUUUACAGGAUAGGUGUUUCUUAAUAAUGCGAACUCUUUUAAGUUGUUCUAUGUAAACGCAGCUCUUAAGUUGAAUUGAUUUAUGUGCUUAUCUUCAA